UAGCUCAUUUCCUGUGCUUCUGCUGCUGCUUAUGUUUGACUCUCUCUGUUAAGACUGUUGUUCUCACAGAUAUGGAUUUUUUUAUGACAGUCAACUUAUAAACUUCUUAUCUUUUUAUGCAUGAUACGAGGAACAUACGGAGUUCUUAUAAAUUAUAGUGCGAUCGCAACUGCUGUGGAGGGACAGAAUGUCAGCCUGCAGUGCAUUGUGGGAGAGGAGCAUGGCAUCACAAUUAUCCAGGUGGAAUGGAUUAAACAGCCAAAAGGAAAUGAGAAGAACGAUCAGAAAAUUGUUGUGUUCCAUCCUGGGUUCCCAACAAAUUAUUUUAAAUCUGGUCCUCUUCUGGAGACAGUGACCAGUUCAAAAAGUGGGAAGCUGCAAGGCUCAAUCUUGAUUCUGCAUAAAGUUACAGUGAAUGACAGUGGAAACUAUAUUUGUGAAAUUACUUCUUAUCCUAUUGGCUCGAUUAAAAGAAUCACAACGCUGCAAUUCACAGAGCCUCCAGCAUCAGUGAAUAUGCCAUAUCCAUAUGGAUUCAUAAAAGAGGGGGAUGAUAUGAAAAUAACUUGUUCAGCGAUCCCUCCACCACUCCGAUAUAAACUGAGACGUUCAAAGAACAAGAUAUUGUGGCUGGAAAGCUCAAACUGAGUUUAUUUUACC
Sinocyclocheilus grahami is the source of this 660-nucleotide messenger RNA. RefSeq names its product nectin-3. Bases 121 to 648 code for a protein of 175 amino acids. The transcript has 4 exons. Lineage: Eukaryota; Metazoa; Chordata; Actinopteri; Cypriniformes; Cyprinidae. Gene Ontology annotation, biological process: inflammatory response; cell-matrix adhesion. The record is from RefSeq and is a predicted model, not a curated record.